Micropterus salmoides (largemouth bass) is the source of this 1606-nucleotide messenger RNA. RefSeq names its product spermatogenesis-associated protein 22. Gene Ontology annotation, biological process: homologous chromosome pairing at meiosis; meiotic DNA repair synthesis; regulation of meiotic cell cycle. Lineage: Eukaryota; Metazoa; Chordata; Actinopteri; Centrarchiformes; Centrarchidae. The record is from RefSeq and is a predicted model, not a curated record.
CAAAGGCAACAUCAGUCACCAGUAGCUUUUGGCGCGUGUUGCUUUCCAAAGUGCUGAAUUGGAAAAGAGAUUUUGUCGUAUGUUGUCGCCAAUAAAACUAACACCAUCUGCUAACUUAAUUGGAUGAGCUGUGCUUUCUAAUCAACCACAAUGAGGAGACAGGAAAACCAGAUGCCCAGGCCAACAGCCGGCUGCCUGCCUGUGCCACUCUUUAACCAGAAGAAGAGAAACAGAGUUCCUUUGACAUCUGCUCCCUCUGAGAAUGAAUUUUUCUCCCAUAGUGAAUACAUAGCAAACACCAGCUCAUCUACAUCUCACAGCACAUCAGGUACCUGUGGAUCUUACCAUGCCUCAGGUCUGCCCUCUGGUGCUCCACAAAGCCACCAGUGGAAGAGACAGGGCAUCUACUCCCAAUCUACUCCGCCGCAGCAGUACUGCAGCAACAGACCUGCUCCUGGACCUGCCCUUUCAAUGAGAACACAUGCACCCAUACCACAUCCAUACAAAGGUGGAGGAACAAGCUCUAAGAUGGGACAGCCCAGCAACCCAGUGAGACAAGUGGAUGCCAGCCCCAGUGCUAAAUCCAGACAAAGCGAAUAUCAAGUCCCCCGCAUCAGUGAGAAUGUACAAAGCAAGCAACCCCCCCACACUGUGUUCUCUCAGAUGGGCCAGCCGUCAUCUUACACCAAAAAUCCCACACAUCAGUCUUUCCAGCAGUCCAGACCUCUGCCUCCUCCUGUCCCACCACCCAGCAGGCCCUCUGCUUGUGCAGCGCAGCCACAAAAUAACUCCUGGAAGUUUACUAACAUCUUUGGGCAGCAGAAAUCCACCUUUGAGGGAAACAGGGGCACAAGACAACCUCAGACUGGACAGCAAACUCGAAUUCAGCAGGAAACAAUGAAGCCAACCAUUGAAAACUCACUGAGAAUCCUGACUGCAGUAAUUGAUGGCAUGAGACACUGGAGCCAGUUUAAAGACAAAGUCCCAUACUUAUUUGAGAUAUUUGCUACUCUAGACUCUGCGGUCACACUGGGUCGCCACGGAGCCAAGAACUUCCUCAUGAGAGAUGGCAAGGAGGUUAUCCAGUGUGUCUUCUAUGAAAAUGAGCAGGAACUGCCCCGACUCAUCCGUGGUCAAGUUCAUCGCUGUGUGGGAAACUAUGACUGCAGCAGAGAUGUCCUGAUGUGUGUGUCCGUCAGACCCGGCCUGCCCUCAGAGCUGAGGAACGCUCAGGAGGCUGUCAAAGCCUGCGAUGCAGAAAUGAGGGCACUGGUCAAAUCACUCAGUGAAGUCUGAGCAUGGGUAGAAAUCUUCAGCAGUACUGAUAGGAAGAAAGUAUACUAGUAUUUUAUGAGGUUACAUGCGAGCCAUGCUAUAUAGUAAUAUAUAGCUGUUGUUAUUAUUAGCAGCAGUCCCUGUAGUUUUAAAAAGCAUGUUUAAGGUCUUAGGUUUUUGACCAGUAGGGGGUGCUGUUCAUUUGUUGCAUGCAAACAAAAUACACUAGCACUGAACAGUUGAAUUCACUUGUAUGUUCUGCCGUAGAUGUUUUUGUAUUUAUGUGUGAAACAAAUAUAUAAAUAGCUGUUUCAUUUGACCAAAACGUUAA